AUGUCAUGCAUCGCCACAUCGGUGGGGUUGGGCAACGUAUGGCGUUUCCCCUUCGUCGCUUACGAAAACGGAGGCGGAGCAUUUCUUAUACCUUAUAUCAUAGUCCUUCUUGUUAUAGGAAAACCUAUGUACUUUCUUGAGACUGUUCUCGGUCAGUUUAGCAGUAGUAAUUGUGUCAAAAUAUGGGCUCUCUCCCCGGCUAUGAAAGGAACUGGAUACGCUCAGGCUUUGGGCGCGUCUUACGUAUUGUCUUAUUACGUGUCGAUUAUCGCCUUGUGUCUCUAUUACUUGGCCAUGAGUUUUCAAUCCACAUUGCCAUGGUCGGUUUGUAAUCCUGAGUGGGAUCGAUAUGAAAACUGUGUACCAUCAGGACAACCCGCUCCCACAGGCAUGAUAGGCAACUUAUCGAGUAGUGCAGAAUUAUAUUUUACACAAACGGUUCUGCGACAGUCUAAUGGAAUCGAUGACGGAAUCGGUGCACCUUUAUGGGACUUAACUUUAUGUCUGUUGGCAUCAUGGAUUAUAAUUUUCGUCAUAGUAGCUCGCGGUGUAAAAAGUUCCGGAAAAGCUGCUUACUUUUUGGCCAUAUUCCCAUACAUUAUUAUGUUCAUAUUACUUAUCAGAGCGGUAACAUUGCCUGGAGCUGGCAAAGGAAUUCUGUUUUUCCUUACACCGGAAUGGAAUAAAAUUUUAGAGAUACGUGUAUGGUACGCAGCUGUAACACAAGUCUUUUUCUCUCUUUCCGUAUGUUCAGGUGCCCUCAUUAUGUUUGCUUCGUACAACGGAUUUUCUCAAAACGUUUACAGGGAUUCGAUGAUCGUCACUACUUUAGAUACUUUCACAAGUCUGAUAUCGGGUAUUACUAUCUUCGGUGUGCUGGGCAAUUUGGCAGAACAAUUACAGUACGAUGAUGUUAGCCAAGUUAUUGGAUCUGGAGGAACUAGUCUUGCCUUUGUCUCAUAUCCAGAUGCUAUAGCGCAGUCUCCUGUUGUACCACAGCUAUUCGCGGUACUCUUCUUCCUGAUGAUGGCGGUGCUUGGUGUGGGUUCUGGUGUGGCUCUACUUUCAACUGUGAAUACUAUCCUUCUCGAUUCUUUCCCGCGUGUCCCCACAAUAGUGAUGUCAGCAAUUGCUUGCUCAGCUGGAUUUGGCAUUGGACUUAUAUAUGUCACACCGGGUGGACAGUACAUAUUAGAAUUAGUGGAUUAUUAUGGAGGAACUUUUAUGAGAUUGUUUGCUGCGAUUACAGAAACUAUUGGCGUCUUUUGGAUCUACGGACUGGAGAACAUAUGCUUGGACAUAGAAUUCAUGUUAGGCAUUAAACCUUCAAUAUAUUGGCGUUUAUGUUGGGCCAUAGUGACACCGGUGAUCAUGAUUGUCGUGUUCAUGUACGCCAUUAUUACUACUGAAGCUCUAGUGUUCGGUGGCACCUACUCAUAUCCAAGUGGAGCUUACAUUGCCGGUAACGCUCUGCAAUAUAUCGGUAUAGCACUGAUUCCAGUAAUUAUCUUUAUUACUAUGUGGAAAUACAGAACUAGCAAUUUCAUCGAGACUGUCAAAGUUUCGUUUAAUAAGAAGCCAACGUACGGACCCCGUGAUGCUGAUAAACGUAUGGAGUAUAAACAAUUCAGACAGGACGCGAAAUAUAACCGAGCACUUAAAAGGAAAAAUUGGUUCCAUCAUAUUGGACUCAGCCUCAUCGGAGGUUACCCUCGUUAUAAAUACAGUGCGGGUGAUGACGCCGAUAAUAAUCAACGAUAG
Diatraea saccharalis (sugarcane borer) is the source of this 1761-nucleotide messenger RNA. The record is from the annotation of a GenBank genome assembly. Lineage: Eukaryota; Metazoa; Arthropoda; Insecta; Lepidoptera; Crambidae.